Molecule: messenger RNA, 1305 nt
Organism: Musca vetustissima
Lineage: Eukaryota; Metazoa; Arthropoda; Insecta; Diptera; Muscidae
Exons: 7
Coding region: 44-1270 (408 amino acids)
Source: RefSeq, a predicted model, not a curated record
UUGUAAUUUUUUUUUUGUUAAAAUAAAUAAAUUUUAGUUUAGAAUGGAUUCUAGUCAUCAUGUGACGGUACCAUUACGUUAUGGUAUCAAGAAAAUGCGUAAACGUCGCGACUUGGAUGCUCUGCUGUCACAGGCCAAGGGUGGCGGUGGUAGUGGCGGCAGUGCCAGCGGUGGAGGCGCCUUGAGACGCGGUAAUAAUAGUCGAGGCGGAGCAUUAUAUUCCCAGGACAAAUUGUUGAACAAUGUUUCCACCGAUGACCAGGAGGAUUACAAUUGGCAGCCCAAAGUCAAACAACCCACACAUCAUUGUGGCCACAACAAACAAUUGAUAUUUCGUCUAUACGGCAUUCUAUUGUUCGUGAUAACCCUUUCGAUAUUUGUUGGCUUUACCUAUUGGCUAAAUUUCAAUUUGCAACAACAAAUCUAUGAAUAUAGACAAAAAGUUGAACAAGUCUCGGCAGCCAGUCAAAUCCUCCCCGACACCCUGCAAGCCUGGCAUGAAACCUCCAAAAAUUUAAUCACAAAUCAAACAUUGAUCUCCUCCAAAUUAGCGGAGCUACAGCAAUCGUUACAGGUGCUAUGGAAGAAUUUCAGUGAAUAUCGUACCUCACAGGAAGCACAAAAAACCUAUAAGGAAGAGAAAAUUGUGGCCGAUUUUGGUGCCAAAAUCGAGGCGAUUGCCACGGAUGUGGAGAGCAUGAAGGACCACUAUAAUAAUGUGAAGCGGCAACAGACGGACUUGCAAAAUGUUUUCGAGAAAUUGAAGUCCAACUUCAGUGAUGGCUUGAAGAACAUGGCUUUACCCGUUAACUACACCGAAGAGUUGAAAUCUCUGCGUACCGAUUUACAAACGAAAAUUGACAAAUUGGAAGCCAAUGCCAGUUUCAUCAAUGAUACCCUAACACAAAAGUCAAUUAUCAUGCAUGAGGAGUUGGUGAAACACAAGAACAAAUUGGAUGAAUUAUUUGAUCGCAGUGCCAAUAUAACAUCCCACGUAACAUCAUUGGAAAACACAUGGCCAGAAUACAAACAGAAAAUUAUUAAUUUGGGUCAAGAUGUACCGCGUUUGGAAAAGGAUAUCUCCCUCUUAUCGUUGGCCAGUCAAAAAAUGGAGCUAUCCUUUAAAAAUAUUUGCAAAGAAUGCCAGAAUUCAUAUAUUGAAGCCUUACAACAGCACAAUAUUGUUGAAGAAGAGAAGAAAGCUGUAGAAAAUAUCAAACCGUCUGAAACGAAAACGACAACGACCACUUUACGCCCCUCUAAUGUGUAGUGUGUUUAUUAUCAUAAAAUAAAAACAAAACAAAA